Molecule: messenger RNA, 2850 nt
Organism: Macrosteles quadrilineatus (aster leafhopper)
Lineage: Eukaryota; Metazoa; Arthropoda; Insecta; Hemiptera; Cicadellidae
Product: A-kinase anchor protein 10, mitochondrial-like
Exons: 11
Coding region: 295-1656 (453 amino acids)
Biological process (GO): intracellular protein localization
Cellular component (GO): plasma membrane
Molecular function (GO): protein kinase A binding
Source: RefSeq, a predicted model, not a curated record
CAAAUGUGUCAAUUUGUCAAGUUAAGUUUUCUCGUGCUAAACUGCUAAAUAACUAAUUAUCAACACAACACAACAAGCUAUCACGCCGAUGUGAUCAUAAACAUUUUGUACAUUCUCAUGUAGUAGUGAUGGUUACCUCAAGAUGUAUAACGGCCGUCGGAAUAACACAGUUUACCAUGCAUUUUAAGUGGCGAAUUUUGAUAAGUGAACUCAGGCGGGUCAUUGGGCCUGUUUGUUUCUUUAAAUAGUGAUCACGUCAUAGGAAGAAGAACGUUUAUUAUUGUUUAUGUUUUUAUGAUGCUACAAUUUUGGAAGAAAACAAUUAACAAAGAAAAGGUCGAUCGAACCUCUAAUCAAAAUGUAAACGGCGUAGCCUUGCCUGUUGGAGUUUUCCUGCCUUCCUUGUCAGAUUCGACUGCAGAAGGCCCUCUUGCAAACUUCCAACACGAUGGUUAUACUGACACCCCUCCCCCGCAACGGUCCCGGCUGUCCCCCAACUUGCUAGAGGUGCUGCAGGAUCGUGUGGCGUUGUCCUACUUCGCUCACUUUGCUGAUCUACGAGGACACGCACCUCUUCUCUCCCUGUUGUUGGACUUGCAAGAUCUGAGGACUAGUGAUAGUAGUGGUGCAAGUGUUAGUGUUAGUGGGGGACUACGUUGUGGUAGUGAUAGUGAUUCUCCCAUCACCCGUAGAAAGUUUUGCCAGAGGUACCUGACAGAAGAGCUGACCCAGAGGUUUAGGAUCCCAGAGGACAUCUCUGCAAGAGUUAGUCAGGAUGGUGAUGAUCAAACUCUUCAACAGCUGUAUGACUUUGCGUAUCACACUAUGAAGCGAGAGUUGUGGUGUGAUUUCCUGAGAAGUGAGUUCUUCUCCAAGUACCAAGUAGAAGUGUUGACCAGUGGAACAGUGACAUUGAGCGACAUCAUGUAUCACAACUCAGCUGUAGCGGCCUUCAUUGAGUUCUUGGAGCAGGAGGGCUGUGGAAGCGUGAUAGACUUCUGGCAGACUGCUACUACCUUCCAGAGACAGCUUAGGCCAGACAGUGACCCUACCACGUCCGUCAACCAAGCAAUCUCCAUAUACGACAAGUACCUGUCACUGCAGGCGACAUGUCCGCUAGGGAUCGACCACGCCACCAGGUGUGAAGUAGAGUCUCGUAUCUGUGUGGAGGGCGCCGCGCCGCUCAGUGACUGUCUGGAGCCUGCGCUGCGCAAGGUGUGGGCGUACUUGCGCUACGUCUGCCUCCCACUCUUCCUGUCAUCUCAGAGCUACGUACAGCUGAUCUCUGAACUAAUGAGGGCGACAAGAGCCAACUCCAGUCCUGCGUCGUCUGUAACGGAUAUCAGCGUGGAGUCGUCCAGGAGUAGGUUCGACCCUGACCUGAUCUGGCGACGGAGACACCAUGACAGAGGUUUAAGCAUCGGAAGGAUUGACCAGUUAGGGAGGUUCGAGACGGAUAUCGAACCAGAACCCGACAAAAAGUCAGAAUCGAGAAUUACUCGAGUAGUUAAAAAACUUGUCAACAAAGAUGAACAGAAGUACAUAAGGACCCUUUCUAGUGCGCAAGAGGAGAUGGCAUGGAGAGUUGCGGAGAUGAUUGUCAAAGACGUCACUAAUUUGACAAUGGGCGGUCACGGAGAUGACGACGACUUGUGACAAUCUCGUUCUCUCUAGUUUUAAAGUCAAUCUGUUGAAAUCUUGUGAAAUAACCUCGGUGUAAAAGUCUUCAAUGUAUUAUUUGGAUAUAAUCCUUGUACAGUCAGAUUAAUAUCGCCGACAUUCUACAGUAGAUUUUCUAUUGAAUUUUAAUGUGUAAUACUUUUCUGGACCACAUUUCUUCUCCUAGAAUCCAUGCUUCACUAGAUAAUUUAACAAUUUUUAUUUUAUUUUAUUAAGUUUUGAAGAGGUUUAUUGAUUUUUGCAAUUUGUUACUUUUCACACUGUUUUAGAAUAUAUUCAUUACUAGUUUUUAAUGCUCCUAUUAUGCUAUGCAAACUAAUAUUGCCGACCAUUUAUAUUACAUAAAAAAUGAAACAGCUGCGACUUUAUCUUGGAUUAUUAUUUCAUUUUGUCUGCUGCUCUAAGUCACCCUCUACCCCUCUUAAGGCACAUAGAAACAUUAUUUAUAUUCUUUUCACUGAAGCAAGAUACAAUUUCUUCUGCUAUUUGUUCCUCGUCACCUUUAUAUUCAUUCCUAAAUUAUAUUCUCAUCUCUAAUCUCUUCCCUUUUUCACUCAGCACUUUAAGUAAUUUGAUUUUUAACAAUAAAAUCAAAAUCCACUACUGAGAAAACACUGAUUCCUAUCUACUUGUGUUUUAGAUCUCACUCUUAUUUAAUACCAAACCUCAGUUGUUGAUACAGUUUAGUUUACAGAGUUUAUUUAUUGAAGAUUUUAAGGGUACAGGUCAGCUAGCUCUUUUGAGAAAAAACCCCAAAAAAGUGGGAAUAUAUAAAAGAGGUCACUUUUAUCACUUAUUAGUGGUUAGUACAAUACUGAUAUUUCAUGAUUGUUUAGUACUUCCUGCAAAAAGUAGCUUGACAAAAGAAAAUCUGUUUAAAAACCCUCUGGAAAAGUCCUACAUUACAGAAAUAUCAGUGUUAUGUUUUGUAACCUUAAUUAUUGUGUCUAUAAGCUGUGGCCUCUUAUUUUCCAUGGUAAGCUAGCUAAAAUCCUUCCUCUAAAAAAUACUUAAUCAGCCUCACGGCCUUUCCUUAUUCUUUGUAGAUCUAUUGUAGGCCUAAUUAUUUGUUCCUAUAGCACAUACUUUAUGUAGUUUUAUCUUUUAUCUACUUAGAUAGCCUUUUAUGUUUGUCUUGAUUAUUAAUUUUCUGCAUUGCAUAUUUUUGAU